Molecule: messenger RNA, 2477 nt
Organism: Lontra canadensis (Northern American river otter)
Lineage: Eukaryota; Metazoa; Chordata; Mammalia; Carnivora; Mustelidae
Gene: TNFRSF11A
Product: TNF receptor superfamily member 11a
Exons: 10
Coding region: 585-2312 (575 amino acids)
Biological process (GO): ossification; lymph node development; multinuclear osteoclast differentiation
Cellular component (GO): external side of plasma membrane
Molecular function (GO): cytokine binding; tumor necrosis factor receptor activity
Source: RefSeq, a predicted model, not a curated record
GGGAAUUCACCGGAGCCUCUCAGUUGAUAAUACAAGGACAAGUCAAAGCCUUCCUAAUUACUGUGUUUAGGAAACAAAGGGUCCUUGCACUUUCCUUUCAAGUAGCCCACAGCUGCGAACUUGUUUCCUUCUUUAUCUGUCUGGGAGACAAAGACACUUGCAAUUGGAGUUUUGAAAUGCAAGGUUAUUUCUUCAUUUUCCCUUGGGCCGUAUGUUUUCUUUUCAAGGAACAGAGAUAAUGACUGUAUUGUGAGGAAAGCAAGGAAGAGGGCUGAGCAGAAAUCAAUAGAGCUUUGAUGGGCCCCUUUCUGAGGGAGGAGAGAGUGAGUGCAGCCACCGUGCUCCUGGUUUUCCUUGAAGAGCACACCUGGAACCCAGGUGGUGGGGGGGCGAUGCUGAUGGGGCCACACACGCCUUCCAAGAUAGCUGAUGAAGUCACUCACCGAAUGCUUGCUGAGUCAAAAUGGCCAGUAUGUCAAGACAUCGAAUAGGCCGUGACUUUUCAGAUCACCCCUCCGUGUACCCGUGAGAGGCAUUAUGAGCAUUCUGGACGAUGCUGUAACAAGUGUGAGCCGGGAAAGUACAUGUCUUCUAAAUGCACUACUACCUCGGAAAGUGUAUGCUUGCCCUGUGGCCCAGAUGAAUACUUAGACACCUGGAAUGAGGAAGAUAAGUGUCUGCUGCAUAAAGUUUGUGACACAGGCAAGGCCCUGGUGGCGGUGGAGCCCGGCAACCGGACGGCCCCGCGGCGCUGCGCCUGCACCGCCGGCUACCACUGGAGCGCCGACUGCGACUGCUGCCGCCGCAACACUGAGUGCGCCCCGGGCUUCGGCGCUCAGCUCCCGGUGCAGCUCAACAAGGACACGAUUUGCAAGCCCUGCCUGGUGGGCUACUUCUCCGACACCUUUUCGUCCACCGAGAAAUGCAAACCUUGGACCAACUGUAGCAUUCUUGGAGAGACAGAAGCACGUCACGGGACUGAUAAGUCAGAUGUGGUUUGUAGUUCUUCUCUGCCAUCUGCAAAGCCACCAAGAGAGCCCCUGAUUUACUUGCCCAGUUUAAUUAUUCUGCUUCUCUUCAUCUCCGUGGCUUUGGUUGCCGCUGUCAUCUUUGGUGUUUACUAUAAGAAAAAAGGGAAAGCACUAACAGCUAAUUUGUGGCACUGGGUCAAUGAGGCUUGCGGCCGCCUAAGUGGAAAUAAGGAGUCCUCGGGCAACAAUUUCAGCAGCACUCCUAUGGAGGCCUCUAGUCAGCGUGAAAUUUGUGAUGGUGUCUUACUGCUGACUCUGGAAGAGAAGAUGUUCUCUGAAGAUAUGUGCUGUCCCGACGGUGGCGGUCUCUGUGCGGGGCCGUGUGCAGGUGCAGGGCCGUGUGGAGGCACUGGGCCUGGUGCGCAAGGCCAGGAGGCCGGGUUGCUCACCUUGGUCAGCGAGAUCGAGGGGGACCCCUUCCGGCAGAUUCCCAUGGAAGACGAGUAUGUGGACAGGCCCUCCCAGACCCCAGACUCUUCUUCGCUGUUCCUCACUCAGCCUGGGAGCAAGUCCACCCCGCCUUUCCCCGAGCCCCUGGAGGUGGGGGAGAAUGACAGUUUAAGCCAGUGCUUCACUGGGACAGACAGCCUGGCCGAUUCUGAGAGCGGCCACUUCGCAGAGCCCCUGGGCGGAACUGACUGGACUCCCAUGGACUCCGAAAAGUACUUGCAAAAAGAAGUGGAGGGCGGCCACUGCCCCCACUGGGCAGCCAGCUCCAGCUCCGCCGAUGGCUGCGCAAACUGCGGAAACCCGCCUGGGGAGGCCCGGCACCCCCUCCUGGCUUCCGAGAGCAGCGGCCCCUGGCCCCAGUGCGCCUACGGCAUGGGCCUCCCGCCAGAGGACGCCGCGGACGGGGCCGACGCCAGGCUUCCCGGAGCCUCGAGGGGAGGCCCCGGGUCCGGAAGCGCCUCCGGUGACCCGCCACCUGCCUCUGGAAAUGUGACUGGAAACAGUAACUCCACGUUUAUUUCCAGCGGGCAGGUGAUGAACUUCAAGGGCGACAUCAUCGUGGUCUACGUCAGCCAGAACUCCCAGGAGGGCCCGGCGGGGCCGGGCAGCGGCGCGGGGGAGCCGGUGGGCCACCCGGUGCAGGAGGAGAGCUCGCCGCGCUGCGACUCGUUCGCCGGCCUCGGGCCGCGCUUUCCCGACACGUGUGCCGGCCUGGACGCGCGCCCGAGCGGGGGGCUGCAGGAGCGCGGCGCCCCCGGGCCCGACAAGGCCUCGCGGCCGGUGCAGGAGCAGGGGGAGGCCGAGGCCGGCGCGGCAGGGGCGCGGCGCUGAGCACCCGGGGACCCGCAGCGGCUCUCGGCGCCCCUCACAGCCGCCUUGCCCGGGGGUGGGCGCCGACCUCCGGACCUCCGACCGGUCCUCUGCGGGCACCACAGGGGCCGCGUCCUGGAGCCAGGCGCGCCUGCCCCUGCGCGCAGACGGGGGCGGGUCGGGAGU